AUGGAUCAAUAUACGAAGGAUUUAUUGACUGCGUGGGGAUUCGCUGAUUUUAUCCCACGAUUUGAAGAGGAAACUAUUGAUGCUCGCACUCUGAGAGGCUUAAACGAAAACGAAAUAAUUCAACUCAUUCCAAAUAUUGGGAUGAGAAGUAGAUUUCGAAAUUUACUCGAGUCAUGGAAGGCAGAUAUAAACAGUGCUGAUUUGCCUGCAGAUCAAAAUGCAUCUCUUAGUAACCUCCUCGAAGAGGCAGAAAGGAACGAGCCCUCGGUCUCAGGGGUACAAAGAACAAGCGUACCUGAAGAAUUUCCUCCCGGCAUUCGCCUGGCCAACGAGCUGUGCGAGAUAUUCCCAGGAACGUCUCCUGCGUCUUUCUUUCUGACGUUUUUGCCGAAGACGCCAUUUCAACACCAGAGAAACUUAUCAGGGCCUCUCUAUAAAGCCUAUGUAAAGAAAAGGGAUAAGUUUCGAAAGAGUGGCGUGUUGCCGCCUUCAUCAAGAUCGGCGUCUUCCAGCCGGUCUUCCAGCAAAUCAACACCCACGUCGGGUAGGAGUUCUUUGAAGAGAGCAGAGGCUCCGGACCCUACGUCAUACACAGAAGAGACCAGGACAGCCUUAAACUUUUUAGAAACCAACGUCCACCCCUGGAAACCGGUGGAGGAUUUUUGGCGAGCCACAGAAAAAGAGCGGAAGAGUAUUCUUGCCGAUGAGGGAAUAUUCAACUAUUUCCUGAAAUUUCCAGCUCUGCGAAUUCAGGAAGGAUACAGACUGCUCUUAGACGAUUUCACCAGAGAGUUUCCCGGAAAGGAGAACAAUCUCUUCGCCAAUAUUGCUCUGGCAAAAGAUAAAAUAAUAAAAUUAGCCAAACUCAAGUUAGUGAAACUCUCCGAUAAAAAGCUGAAGGAAAGCUACGAGCGCGUUCUGGAGAGUGCAAAAGGGGAGGACCCGACAAUUCGGAAUGAUGCACUUAUCCUCCUACUGCCCCUUAUUACCCCGCCGCCCGGGAACGUAGGCGGGAAGAGCGGCGCUAAAAAGACGGCAACGAAGCCGACAAACGUUGAGAUCAGGGAUCACUUCGUAACACUGAUACACAACGACGCGCACAUUCAGGAAGCAGUAAACCUAAGGAAGGAGGCUCUCCAAUCAGGAGGUGAAACAUUUCAGCCGUGUGUAUUUGCCACGGGGGAAUGGAAAGUGAUUAACUCUGCAUAGGUUGUCGUCGAUGAAACAUUUUACAAAUUUAAUUCACUGAUUGAGGCAAUUGACGUAGCCUUUAAGAUAAUUUACGCUCUGCAAGCAGAGUUUCCCUUGAAAGCCAAGUCUGUUUGGAAGGUAUUGUCAUUAGCUUUCUACGACAUUGGAGACAGGAAAAGGGUAACAGCAGGUAUUUCUCAACUCCUGACAGAUUUGGGUGUUAGUAAUAAGGAGCCAGUAGCUGGGCCGUCAUCUUCAAUCUCUGCCUCAGCUGUCAUUACUCAAAGUCAGCAGUCCCUUUCCGACACACUAUCCCGCCCAUUGUCAUCGAACAACCAAUUGUUUCCUUUCGAAACACAACCCCUUUUUCAAGCUUCCUCGCUGGAGGUUAAUGAUUCUUUACCAGAGGAUUUUCUAUUGGACCCAAACGCCCAUCUCACUCAAUUAUAAUAA
This is a messenger RNA of Temnothorax curvispinosus, 1644 nucleotides long. RefSeq lists its product as uncharacterized. The coding region runs from base 1 to 1209 and encodes 402 amino acids. The transcript has 7 exons. NCBI's taxonomy places the organism in Eukaryota, Metazoa, Arthropoda, Insecta, Hymenoptera, Formicidae. The record is from RefSeq and is a predicted model, not a curated record.